UUGGAGUGUUUGCUGCAGAAUUUCUCCCCAAAGGCACGCGCAUCGAUACAGAUCGAGAGCAUAUAUCUAUGACAAAGAAGCAAGCUCAUGCCUUUUUUGAAGCUGUUUCUAAUAACAGACAACGGCAAUGGUGGUUAGAGCAUAUUUAUUGUCUGGAUGGUUUGAUGAAGUUUGAUAUGGAAGAGUUUGAUACAAUGAUGGUUAAUCAUUCUGAUGAUCCUUCUGUUGUGACUAGGGAAGAUGGAUGGGACUAUACAACAAGGGAUGUUCAAAUUGGUCCCUUUGGCCAAAUAUACGUCUGUCAUGUCAAUCGAAUGAAAGAAUAUGGUUUUGGGUAUCAUAAAAAAGUUAAUGUAGAGCAGAUAAAUUGGAAAUAAAUUUGUACAUUUUGGUUUA
Molecule: messenger RNA, 396 nt
Organism: Xenia sp. Carnegie-2017
Lineage: Eukaryota; Metazoa; Cnidaria; Anthozoa; Malacalcyonacea; Xeniidae
Exons: 2
Coding region: 69-377 (102 amino acids)
Source: RefSeq, a predicted model, not a curated record